Molecule: messenger RNA, 1422 nt
Organism: Huiozyma naganishii CBS 8797
Lineage: Eukaryota; Fungi; Ascomycota; Saccharomycetes; Saccharomycetales; Saccharomycetaceae
Gene: CDC1
Product: putative lipid phosphatase CDC1
Exons: 1
Coding region: 1-1422 (473 amino acids)
Biological process (GO): GPI anchor biosynthetic process
Cellular component (GO): endoplasmic reticulum
Molecular function (GO): hydrolase activity
Source: RefSeq, a predicted model, not a curated record
AUGGAGAGUAUCAACAGAAAUAGAGGCAAAGGUCGCUUCAAACCACUGCUUAAUGGUGAUCGGAUAGAAAAGAAGGCGGGAAAGCUCCGUGAUCGUUUUAUGGGAAGUCACUACACUACUAAAUUGCCGUACUUCUUCUGGUUAUCCAAGAUGAAUUGGAAGAUUAUUCUUUGUUCCUUUUGUGCCUGGGGCAUACUAAUCAACUACUAUGAGAGAAUUGUUGUUAAGAGAGCCAUGGAACGUUGUCAAUGGUCGCGGUGGGAACAAUGGCCCGACAACGCACAAAGCCACAAAGUUGGCCUCUUUGCUGAUCCUCAAAUUAUGGACGGAUAUUCUUACCCGGGUAGGUCAUCAGUUAUAAAUUACUUCACUAGGGUAAUUAUCGAUCACUACCAUAUAAGAAACUGGAAAUACGUACAGUAUUACUUGAACCCGGAUACAAAUAUUUUUUUGGGGGAUCUAUUUGAUGGAGGUCGGAAUUGGGAUGAUGACGUUUGGAUGGAAGAGUACAAACGGUUUCGUUCUAUCUUCCCUAAGAAACCUAAUAAGAAAACAAUCACUUCCCUGCCAGGAAAUCAUGACAUUGGCUUUGGGGAAACUGUGAUAGAACCCAGUUUUAAAAGAUUUUCUACCUUUUUUGGGGAUACUUCUAGCAUACACAACGUUGGCAAUCACAGCUUUGUGCUAUUGGAUACCAUCGCUCUGUCAGCAACCAAUAACGACAAUGUUUCCUCAAUCCCAAGACAGUUCUUGACUGACUAUAGUAAAAUGGAGCAUCCAUACCCACGGAUCCUGUUGACCCAUGUUCCCUUAUGGAGGGAUGUCUCAAAACAGACCUGUGGUUCUAAGAGGGAAUCAGAUAAAUUGUUUCCGGUCCAGAAAGGUUUACAAUACCAAACCGUGAUUGACCAAGCAAUUUCUCAAGACAUUUUAACUCAGAUAGCCCCAAAAUAUGUGUUUUCAGGAGACGAUCACGACUACUGUCAUAUUAAGCAUCACUACUUUGUGGAAGGGCGUACAGAAUUUGCAGAUGAGAUUACCGUAAAAUCCUGCGCAAUGAAUAUGGGGAUUAGUAGACCGGCAAUUCAGCUGCUCUCUUUGCAUAACGAUGUUUCACUACCGUCACAGGAUUCUACCAUUCAGACAGAGAUAUGCUAUCUUCCAGACCCAUUCAAACCGUUGUGGAUGUAUAUAUCCUUUGCUCUGCUCAACUUAUUUUUGGUAUCGAUUGUUGUCUGCAAGAAAAUGGACAAGAACAAAGUUGCAUCAUUGCCUCUGCCUGUAGAAAUGGAGAAGUCUCACAGCCGUACAGGAUUUUUCAAAGGGAAUGUUCGUCAAAAGAUGCACUUAAUUUUCCUCCACGUAUUGGCCGUUGUACCGAUGGUACUGGUUAUUUUCUACUACUAUUUUGUAAUUUUAUAG